GCUGAUUGGCAAAGCCUCAUGAGUGCAGACGCUACGCAAAUGCGCUUUAGUAUAGACCGAGUGAAAUCUAAGAAUCAUGUCUGUGGACGUAGAUGAACAGUGCCUCAGCUGACUGAAGCCCGAUGGGGUCUGGAGCAAGUCAGAGGGAAGAGUCAGUUUCAGCGAGCCCCCCCACUUUACAACCCCCCACUGAAACAGAAUCAUCCAGCUCGUUGCCGCAACCACCCGUCAUCCUCGUCACAGCGCCGUCACGGGACGACAUCUACGCCACGCCGUCCAACAUGACGAUAGCUGAGGCCGUCAAAGAGCGGCGGCCGGACUCUACACCCUUUGUCGUGGGGAAGAAGUUUGCAACCAGGCAGUAACUCCACAUGUUCUGUCACAGCAGUUUUCCCGGAAUGACUCGGUGCGGACAUCGCAGGUCUCACCCAGAUGUCGGACGCAGGAUCUGGUCACAAACUCCGGGAAAGCUGCUGGUUGUCCUCCCGGCACCAAAACAAACCUCGGAGUGAGCUUCCGCCGUGAAGCUCUGCGGGUCAUUUCUCUUCACGUUUCACAAAACUGCUCUUAAAUGAAACCAAUGGACGCCGCUGGAGAGGACGAACCGGACCCCAUAAAGCUGAAGUCCAUUAAGGGCAAUAAAACUUUCACAGUGCCUCAAAAUUACCGGUUUGGGAGCUGCAGAAGUGUCAGAGAGUUUGAGAAACUCAACCGAAUAGGAGAAGGAACGUACGGCAUUGUGUACCGAGCCCGUGACACCAAGUCAGAUGAGAUUGUAGCGCUGAAGAAGGUCCGAAUGGACACAGAGAAAGAUGGGAUCCCCAUCAGCAGCCUCCGAGAGAUCACCCUGCUGCUGAGGCUGAGACAUCCCAACAUAGUGGAGCUGAAGGAGGUGGUUGUUGGCACCCAGCUGGAGAGCCUGUUUCUGGUGAUGAGUUACUGUGAACAAGACCUGGCCAGCCUGCUGGAGAACAUGCAGACGCCGUUCUCAGAGGCGCAGGUUAAAUGCAUCGUCCUCCAGCUGCUCAGAGGCUUGGAGUAUCUCCACCACAACUUCAUUAUUCACAGGGACCUGAAAGUGUCUAAUCUGCUGAUGACAGACAAAGGCUGUGUAAAGAUUGCUGAUUUCGGCCUGGCCCGGAUGUACGGCAUUCCUCAGCAACCCAUGACGCCAAGAGUGGUUACGCUGUGGUACAGAGCUCCAGAGCUCCUCCUGGGGACGAAGACUCAGACUACAGCUCUGGACAUGUGGGCGGUGGGCUGCAUCCUGGCUGAGCUGCUGGCCCACAAACCUCUGCUGCCCGGAACGUCUGAGAUCCAGCAGGUCGACCUGAUCGUUCAGCUGCUGGGAACGCCCAAUGAGAACAUCUGGCCGGGUUUCUCUCAGCUUCCCCUCAUCGGUCAGUACAGUCUGAGGAAGCAGCCGUACAACAACCUGAAGAAUAAAUUCACCUGGCUGUCUGACGCUGGACACAGACUGCUUAACCUGCUCUUCAUGUACAACCCCCAGCGCAGAGCUACGGCUAAAGAUAGCUUGGAGAGUUCGUAUUUCAAAGAGAAACCUCUACCCUGUGAACCGGAGCUGAUGCCAACGUUCCCCCAUCAUCGCAACAAGCGAGCGGCUCCUCCAGCAGAGAGCCACUCGAAGAGGAGCAAAGUGUGACGAAGCGCUGGACUUACAGACGCACCUCUGUGGGUGACGUGGUCACACUCAUGAAGAGCUUUUACUGUGGAGGUCUGAGCUAAUCCAAACCAGCACAGCUUUAGUGAAGCGAACACAGACCGACGCAUUGAUGGACUGCUAAACGGGGGCGUUAAACGCUGAGUCUACAACGAGCAUUCGAACAUUAUAAAAGGCUGGAAUAGUACUUCCUGCUGUGCGGAUCCACGACACAUUCAUCAAAGAAAAAGAAAUGAUGGAGGCCUCAUUUCAGAUUUUGUGACGGCGUUACUGUCUUGUAAAGGUAAAAGUUGUGAGAAAGGUCAUCACAAGUAAUCACAAACUCUGCACUCAUGGUUACAAGAAAAGAGGUGAUGAAUUUGAUGUCAUAAUAAAAAAAAAGAAGCUUAAAUUACUGAGAAAAAAACUGCAGGAUUCAGAUUUCAAGAUGUGUAUUAGGCUCAUUUCCAGUUGUAUUUUUAUUCUCUUUUUGGUUCCCAGGGUGGCUUUGAAUUAUUCACAGUUCAGAAUAAGCCUCAUACAUCCUCUCAGUUCAUCCUCAGAAACAUGCCCUUUUAAUUCCUCUUUCCCCAUAAAGCAUAAAGACAUCUGACGACCUCCCCUGUACACUUAAUGACAAGUUCUGACACGCACACACACACACACACACACACACACACACGUUCCAGGGUUUUCCAAGGGUAGCCCUAGCUAAGCUCUGUGGGCUGAAUCCCCCUCACUGACCUCGUCUUGUUCUGGAAGGAAGCUUUAAAAUCUAACAGAAACCUCUCAGUUCAUUGAGGGGAAACAAAGGUUAGCCUUAGGAGGCUUCCAGAGGGGGAAAGAGUUAAGCCAGCUUUCUACUAAUCGCUCUUUCCCUAAUUAACAGAAGGUCUGAACAGCAGGUGGGCGGGGCUUGCUGUGCCUGAGAUGGCCAUAUUGGGGAUAUCCCCACUCUCUGACAUCAUAAAUGUCCACGAUCUUAGAGCAGUUUAAAGCCUGAGCUUUUGACAUUACUUAUUUAAAACUUUGACCAUGUUCAGUAUGAACUCAAUAAACAGUUGGAACAGUGUCUAUUGACAGAAAAUUAUGAAAAGCUGAACAGGUCCCUUUAAACCAAUCUGAUCUCAUAAACACAAGCUCAAAAGGAUAAACUAAAGCAAACAGAAGCAGCCAGUGUUUCAUUUAUGCAGAGCAGACAUCGAUAUAGAAGCUCACAGACAGUUAUAAUAAUUACCUCUUACUCAUUGACAUAAUUAAAACCUCACUGUGUCAAACUAUGCAGAUAAAAGCAGGAACCGGUGCCAGUGUACCAUCCAUCUUCUCAGGCAGCGGUGACUGAUGACCUUUUCUUGUAAUUAUGAGCAUGAGGUCUCCUAUUUCCCCCCCCCGCAGUGACUGCAGAGCUGUAGAGUACAGACACCGAUACUGACUCUCUUCAGAGCUUCAUGGAAUCUGUUUUAUUGUUGUUGUUGAACCAUAUUGAUGAAUUUAGGAUUAACGUAAGAGAAUCUGCCUUUAACGUGUUUGAUGCACAAUAAAUGAUCUCUCAGGUUUGAUCCUCACAGCUGUCAGACGAGUGUCCUGUCAAAAGUGUCCUUGAGGAAAAAUACUGAAUGCUUGAAUGUGUUUGGUAGAUGUUAAGGAAUAGUUCAACUUAAAAAACAGCCUAAAGGAGCUCCGUGUAACUUCAGGAAACCAUGUUAUUAAUAACACCGUGUGCACCACGGGCUAACCAGAGAUGUGAUGUAUACUAGACUGUCCUGCAAUAUUGUAUGUACUGUAUGUCAUCUGUCCUGUACAACUGGGAGAGCAGAACUGUACUGCAUACCUGAGUAUGCACGAUGACCACCACAUGCAGGCUACUACUGUAGAAAGCAAAUGUUAGUGAUCCAUCUGCGCUUUGUGCUGUUACAUGCUCAGUACCAUGUUUCAUUAUACAUAAGUCAGUAUCAUCGAUCACGUUAGCUGGUGGUGUAACUUGUAAAACUAGCCAAAAUAUCAUUAACAAUCAUGUGAAUACGGUCGACCAGCUGGCUGCAAUUUAGCUGCAGGAGGGUUAGUUGGUAACAGUAGCUGAUAAAGUGAUUGGAAAACAGAUCAGCCGCAGGAGUGUAGAAGAUCUAGCCGACCUUACCUGCUCAUGCUGCAGUCACAGCAGGGAAUGCAGUGGCUGGAGACCGUGUGCAGUGAACUUCCAACAAGCAUUUCGGACGUUGCUUCAAAAGCAGGGACCAAAAACUGACCGCUCGCAGUCAGCUGCUGUCUCAAACCGACUUCAUGCUUCAAAAAUGUCUGACAGCUCCAGUUGGAAGUCAGAAUUUCCGAGUUCCCAGUUUGAAUUUUCAACUGGGAAUGCCCACCUGGGAUUUCUGACUGAUUUUGAUUUUUCCUGGCUGCAAGGAGGUUGCUGUCCUGUUAAUCUAGUGUGGCUGAGCCAUUAAGACAGUAUUUUGCUCCAUCGUAGCUUGGAUUGUGUCCGUGCAUAUGUGGAGUGUGUGUUGUAUUCAGCUAUGUCAGUAACGCGUUACUCUAGUCUGACCACUAUUUUUUUCGGUAACGAGUAAUCUAACGAGUUACUGUUUGCAAUCCAGUAAUCAGAUUAAAGUAACAUCCAAGUCAUGUGUGUUACUCUUUUUGUCAUUUUCCUUAUUAAAAAGAUAUAUUUUUGCUUUCUUCUUGGGGAGUGAUGUCCGGGGGUUUGCUGGUGACUGUUGAAUGUAACUAAUUAAGUAACUUGUAAUCUUAGAUACUUCCAAAAUUAAGUAAUCAGUAAAGUAACUAAGUUACUUUUUAAAGGAGCAAUCAGAUUACCUUUUCUAACCAUCACUGUUGUAUUGUAUUCAGCACUGCGAGUGUUUUCCUUCAGGAUUGUGAUGUUUUUAGUGCUAAAAUCUCCCUGGAGCUUCAUUUAGACCCCGGCUCUUCCUGUGAAGGACACCGGCAGAGAAACUGAGGGAGGAAAGAGCAUUUAUCAGAAUCUGGAACAAUGCUUUUAGAAGGAUCAGCUUAAUGCCUGCAGUGGGUGAACAGCCACCUCGUGAGUACAACCAAAAUAAAAGGUCGACUGUAAAAUGUAAAUAAAAGCAGAAAACUGAACCAUUCCAA
This is a messenger RNA of Archocentrus centrarchus (flier cichlid), 4768 nucleotides long. It is a transcript of the gene cdk10, whose product is annotated as cyclin dependent kinase 10. Gene Ontology annotation, molecular function: cyclin-dependent protein serine/threonine kinase activity; ATP binding. Gene Ontology annotation, biological process: regulation of mitotic cell cycle; protein phosphorylation. Lineage: Eukaryota; Metazoa; Chordata; Actinopteri; Cichliformes; Cichlidae. The coding region runs from base 572 to 1663 and encodes 363 amino acids. Gene Ontology annotation, cellular component: nucleus. The record is from RefSeq and is a predicted model, not a curated record. The transcript has 15 exons.